Molecule: messenger RNA, 2118 nt
Organism: Closterium sp. Yama58-4
Lineage: Eukaryota; Viridiplantae; Streptophyta; Zygnematophyceae; Desmidiales; Closteriaceae
Source: the annotation of a GenBank genome assembly
AUGGACGGCCAUUUCCGCUGGCGCGCCUCCGCGUCGCCGCCGCACUUGAGUCGCGACGACGGGGACAGCGACGAUCCGGAUGACACUGCCGCGCCGUGUCGCAAAGGGCCCUUGCCGGCCCCUCCUUUACCCCGCGCUCCCUUCUCCACCGUGACAACCGCCGCUGCGUCCGGCCCUGGGAGGCGCGCGGCGGUGCAGCGCGAGCUGGAGCGGAUGGCGCGGCCGCGCGCGGUGCUGGACGCGCGAGAGGCGGAGGUGCUGGCGGUUCUCGACUCCGCCUUCACGUGGCUCCGCUGCUCCGCGCAGCCCUGCGUGCCAGAUGCCGCGCAAGCCGCAGACGAGUGCGCGGGAAGCUGGUACGACGGGCGACGGCAGGCGGGACUCGCCACAGUGGUCCUCGCGGACGACGAUGACGAUGGCGCCGCCGCUGUUGCCGCGGCUGAUGACUAUUCCGCUCCGCCUGCUGCUGCGCUUCUCGCACGUCGCUCGUUUACGUCGCCCAUCGGCGACGGACGGAGGAACGGCGCACGGCCAGCCAAUGGUGGCGGCCAACUGCACUCUGCCGUUCGGCCCGUCGCCCAGUAUUCGCUGGCUGGCGGGGACGAGCGCUCUCUUCCGGCCCAGGCGUCGCAGGCGGCAGCUGUCGUUGCGGGCUGCGCGCCGAGCGCAGGAACUCACACCGUGGGCGGCGGCGUCGUGGUGCGAGCGGAGGAACGGGGGGAGGGGGGAGAGGUGGUGGUGAAGAGGAAGCGAGGCCGGCCCAAGGGCAGCGGCAAGAAGGGGUCGCUCGCCGCGCUCACUCCGUCGCACGUUCCGCCCUUGAUUCGCAUUCCGGCCUCUGCUCGUCUUCCGUCCCCCGCCUCAACACCGCGCGCGCUGUCGAACGCCGCCACUGCGUCGCCUGCAGAUGCCAAAACUGGCGGCGUCGGGAGCGGCGAAGUGGAAGCGACGAAAUGGGGAGAGCCGCACGAGGCUGGGCGCGAUGAGAUCAAGGAAGGCCGCGCAGUGGUUCAGUUCCAGGACAGCGAGGGGGCGGCGGAGUGGCAAAGAGCGGGUCGUCCAGGAAAUGGGAACAGUGAGCAGCGCGGCGAGGGCGAAGCGGAGACCUGGCGGAUGAGCGCGUGUGGCGCUAGCCGCCCUGUCGGACCCGCGGACGGCGGUGGUCCUGGCCGCCCUGCAGCAGCGAGGGCGGGGCUGCAUGGCAGCGCGCAGCGGACGGGCGGCGACGAGGGGCGGGGCAGCAAGGGACCGUUGGGCGGCGGUGCCGGAGUGGGGGCGAGCGGCAGGGGGCGGAAGAGCAAAGGGCGUACAGGGAGGCGGCGAGGCAGGCCGAGGGUUGUUGGCGUGGAGAAGACGAGGUGCGUGGAUGGCCCGAGGCAAUGGCAGGAGCGACCGCAGGAAGGACAGGCGGGUAAGCGGGUGGGGGGCGAAGGGGAGAAGGCAGAAAGCGGCAUGGCUGAGGACGACUCAGUAUGGCCCGUGGGCGACGGUGGGGGCCGUGCGGAGGAGGGGGCAGGGGGGAGGGCGGAAGGGGGCCCCGUGUACCUGAGCGACCCGGAGCAGCGCCACGGGCGCAUGCUGGCGAGUGACCUGGCGGCUGUGGCGGGUGGCGUCACAGGCGCCUUCAGCGCCCCCCCCACGCCCAGCGCCGCCCUUGGCGCCUGCUGUGUAGCGACAGGCACGGGCACGGGCACGGGCACGGGCGCGGACGAUGCUGCAGAGGCGGUGGAUUCAGUAUGGGGAGAGGCAAGUGGUUCACAUGGGGCUGCUGCGAUGGGCAGUGGUGAUGGGCUGCUACUGGAUGACAUGCAGGCAUCGUGGCUGCAUGGCGUGGGUGGGCUGGCUGGUGCGCAUGGCAUUCAGCAUGGUGCGGUGGCGGUGGCAGGAAAGAGGGUGGAAGAGAGGGGGAGGGAUGGUGGGGGAUGUGUGGCGAAGAAGAUAAGGGUAUCACACGGGGGGGAGGGUAGUGGUGAUGGGGGCAAGGAGGGUGUUAUGGGGCGGGGUGUGUGGGGCAGCUGCAGUGAAGUGGCAUCCCAUGCAGACUGGAGGCCUUCAAGCGCUCUGGCUUUGGUGGGGGUGGGUGCAGGAGCGCUCUCAGGAUCACACCCACCUGCGUGA